AAUUUGUCAAAUAGUUUGUUUAUUUCAAAAUUUUUCUAGUGGAAUAAUAAAAUGGCGCGAAGGAUAACCAGAUCAGCAUCGUCCGGAAAUCUGCUAGAAGCAGACGACGGAACCUCGAAAGCGCCACCUCUUGACGAGGAUGAUGACCUGAAGAGUAGUUUUCUCCCUGGCUUACUAGGGAGAAGGAAGAAAAGACUUCCAUCUGAAAAGCCAAAGGAUUGCCAAGCAAGGAUUGGGUGUGUAAAGGUCACUUUGAAAAAAGGGUUAGUUUACGAAGAGGAAGUUGACGCAAUUGUCAACAGUACUUCACAAACAUUAACACUGGACGCAGGAAAUGCCUCGCGAGCAAUGUUACAAAAAGCUGGACGCUCUAUUCAACAGGAAUGCACGCGAAAAUAUCCGGACGGAAUCAAGUUUGGAGAACUGGCAGAAACUGGAGGCGGAGAGUUGUACUGUGGAUAUAUAUUCCAUGGAUGUCUGAAGUACUGGAGAGCAGAAGAAAGCAACUCAGUGGAACAAACUCUUACAGAUCUUGUAACCAAGUGUCUUGAGAGGGGAGAUCAAUUGCAGAUUAAUUCGAUCGCCAUUCCUGCACUGGGCACAGGUUUUCUACAGUUUCCUGCUAAAGUCGUUGUUUGUCGUCUGCUUCAAUGUGUAAAAGACUUUGAAAUGAGACAUAAAUCAACGACUGUUAACGAUAUACGCUUCGUUAUAUUCCCUAAGGAUACCAAAACGUUUGAAGACUUCGAAAAUGAAUUCAAUCGUUAUUCGUAUACUAUAUACCAAAAGCCAACUUCGCAAGGAGUUUUACCUUCCAAACCAAAAGAUAUUGAAUGUACUCUUGAUAAUCUGACGGUGAAGCUUGUCUCUGGAUGUCUAGUGGAACAAAAGGUUGAUGUCAUUGUUGAGGCCCUACCUCCAUAUGGAAAGCCUGGGUCCACCAGAUCGUCUAAAGCCAUCGUUAAGGCUGGUGGUUCCGGUAUAGAAAGGGAAUUCACCAAAGCGUUCCCGGUGGGGAUAGACGUAGGUGAUGUCGAAUCCAUCGGAGGUCAUAAUAUUCAAAACAUUAAAAAGGUGUACUUCGGGGCCCUGCCAAGGUAUACUGUUAAGGAAGGGGAUCAAAACCAGCAGGCACUGGUAUUAAUGGUUCAACUUUCUUUGAUGAAGCUACAAGAAGAUGGUUAUAAAACCAUUGCAGUUCCAACACUUGGUGUUGGAGACUUUAAAUUUCCUCCGAGGAUAUCGGCAAUGAAAAUCUUUUCUUCUAUCAAAGAAUACAACACAGCCAACAGGGACUCAAAAAUAGAUAUAGUUUAUGUAGUAGUAGACGUAAGAGAUUCAGAGUUUCUAAAUAUAUGGAAGGAAUUUGGCAGAGAAAUAAUAAAGAUAGCACCUCCGAAGAUGAAAAAUAAGGCUCCAAUAAUAAUAGAACCAAAACCCAAACCUCCACCUGUUCGGGGGUCACGUGACUGGUUCUCCAUGAUGUACGAGGAGGAGCUUUGUGUUCCGUCCUACUGGACUGAUUUUAAAGGGGGAGAAAAGAUCAAGGUCUGUAAACGACGGAACAGACGACAUCCGUACAGCCUUGUCAACGUCGACCAGAAUACAAAGGAUCUGGUCGUUAACAUCGUAGAAAAGACUUGGGAAUCUCACAAUGUAGGAAAAGGUGCCGAUGCAAAGGGAUUGGAUAUGCUUUUCUAUAACAAUAUUCGAAUUACUAAAGUAGAACGUGUGGAGAAUCUAGAUUUAUAUGAGAGUUAUGUUCAGGAAAGACAAAGGUUUUUUGACAAAGCAAGAGCCAGAGGCGGUCCAUUUCCUUUAGGAACUCUUCCAAAAUCAUCCGGCGAAAUCAAAACUACCUCUAUUCUGAAGUCAAACAAAACCAGCACUUCUUUUCUUUCAGACAUUUAUCCAGAAAUUAAUGAACAUUACGUUUUUCACGGGACAUUAGCAGAAACUUUAGAUUCUGUUCUGACACAAGGAUUAGAUUGUAGAAUGUCUAGAGGCACCGCUAUGUUUGGACAGGGGGCAUACGGUGCCGAGAGUUCAACAAAAGCUGAUCAAUACGUAGACAAGAAAGAAAACAGAAAGAAAAUUCCUCAUCAGAUGCUGCUAGUUCGGAUGUGUUUGGGAGACGUAUGUCUGUAUGAUUUCCCUGUAGCUCACAGACGAGCGCCGUGUAAAAAGUGUAGAAAGGACAACUGCACUACACACAAACCUGAAAGACUUCUAUGAUUCUGUUGUUGGGGAUGGGAAGUGGUUAUUCCGGGAAUUCAUUGUGUAUGACAAGCGUCAGACAUACCCUGAAUAUCUCAUCACCUACGAACGUGUAUAAAACUUCACCAUACUCUUUUUUCAAUCCUGAAUGUGUUGACAAGAAAUUGAAAAUUACAACUGAGUCUGUUCAUUUGAAUGAAGCAAAAUUUAUUUAAAAAUCUACAUAAAAAUAA
Messenger RNA from Saccostrea cuccullata (small rock oyster), 2450 nucleotides. Its product is annotated as protein mono-ADP-ribosyltransferase PARP14-like. The coding region runs from base 52 to 2235 and encodes 727 amino acids. Lineage: Eukaryota; Metazoa; Mollusca; Bivalvia; Ostreida; Ostreidae. Gene Ontology annotation, biological process: negative regulation of gene expression; protein poly-ADP-ribosylation. The transcript is spliced from 8 exons. Gene Ontology annotation, molecular function: transcription corepressor activity; NAD+-protein mono-ADP-ribosyltransferase activity; NAD+ poly-ADP-ribosyltransferase activity. Gene Ontology annotation, cellular component: cytoplasm; nucleus. The record is from RefSeq and is a predicted model, not a curated record.